Molecule: messenger RNA, 4235 nt
Organism: Puntigrus tetrazona (Sumatra barb)
Lineage: Eukaryota; Metazoa; Chordata; Actinopteri; Cypriniformes; Cyprinidae
Product: adhesion G protein-coupled receptor E5
Exons: 18
Coding region: 379-2667 (762 amino acids)
Biological process (GO): cell surface receptor signaling pathway; adenylate cyclase-activating G protein-coupled receptor signaling pathway
Cellular component (GO): membrane
Molecular function (GO): G protein-coupled receptor activity; calcium ion binding
Source: RefSeq, a predicted model, not a curated record
GUGUCGGUCAUGAAUAGCUGAUUCUCGCUCAGUAGCAGCACACAUCUAAAGGGUGAAGACUGAAUAACGGACGAGAACAGUGGAAAAGAAGGAGAGAAAAUAGUGGAACGUCUCCGACCGCGUGGAUUAAGACAAACAGAGCAGAACCAAGAGUGAAAGACGAGAAGGUCCCAGGGAGGAAUCAUCUGGGACACUGUCUGGAAACUUUAGAAAAAGAGACAGUGAUCUAUUUUAAAGAGCUUUUUAUCAGACAGAGGAGAGCCGAGGAGGAGACCGCAUUCAAAGUCCUGAAGGAUAUAAAGUGAAAGUCGGGCACGGGUUUACUGGAAUACAGAUUCAUAUCAUAAACAACUGGCAGCAGUUACGGUGUUUCCAAACAUGGAGCUGAAGCGGGCACUUCUUCUUUUGGCUCUGUUCCUGGAGUUUAGUGACUCUCAUAAAUGUGACAUUGGACACGAUAGAAGAAACAACAGCUGUAUUGAUACAGAUGAGUGUGUGAUGAUUCCAGAUGUGUGUGGAGCACACGCUCAGUGUUUUAAUACACAUGGAAGUUACUACUGCACCUGCAAUGAAGGCUUUCAGUCAAAAACAGCCAACUUCACAGCAAUAACGGGAGAGUGCGAGGAUAUCAAUGAGUGUUUCAUGAACACACAUGGAUGCUCAGAUGAUAAGGUGUGUAUGAACACUGUAGGCUCCUACGAAUGCAGGUGUAGAAAUGGAUACCGGCUCACAAGAACGGACGCAGGAUGUGAAGAUGUGGAUGAGUGUUUGUCCUCGGUGUGCGGAGUUCACAGCGUCUGUUUAAACACACCAGGCAGUUUCUUCUGCAACUGUUCUUCUGGGUUUCACAAACAUGAGAACGACUCGUGUACAGACAUCAAUGAGUGUAUAAAUCCAGAUGUUUGUGGCAGAAACGCACAGUGCAACAAUACUUUCGGCAGCUACACCUGCAAAUGUGACCAGGGUUACAGUAACUACGGCAACAACCAGUCAGAAUGCAUCGAGAUGAGCUGCGACCUCUUUGAGUCUGACGCAGAGUCGCCUGGAAAGUUGAAGAACUUACUGGAGCUGUUGAGGAGCAGCUGUGAGUCUCUGCACGGUCCAGACGGUCACGGUCUGACGGGAGAGCAGUUACUGGAGAAUGUGUUCACCACCACCGACGAGCUGCUGUUGGAUGGAAAGAUUGCUGGCGGCGAGAUGUUGAGUCAGUUUCUGGACGCGGUGGAGAACAGCAUGCGUCUGAUCGGACCUCAGCUGAGAGAACCUGUGACCAGGAUGGAGACGCACAACACCUUCGCUGAGGUUGCAGUCGCACGGAAUCAGACUCCGCCCAGUGGGCAUGUCACUCUGAGUGCAGGCUCCGCCCACUUUGAAACCAGCUGGGAAACAGUUGUAGGGAAAUCAUAUCCAGGUUUUGCGUUUGUGGCUCUGGUCGGUUAUAAAGAUUUGAACACAAGUGGUCUGCUCCAUAAUGUCAACAGUGAGAAACCAGACGAUGAAGAGAGAAGCGUCACUUAUCAGCUCAACUCUGAAGUGGUGACGGCUGUCGUCAGUAACACAGAAACCAAACAUCUGUCAGAGCCGGUGACGCUCGUCUUUACACACGUGGAGGACAGGGCGGAGUCUGGGGGCGUGGCUUACUCCUGUGUGUACUGGAAUGAGUAUGAGGGGGCGUGGUCUAAUGAGGGCUGUGUGAGGGCGGAGUCUAACAGCACUCACACAGUGUGCUCCUGCUCUCAUCUCAGUAGCUUUGCUGUGCUGAUGGCUCUCUAUCCUCUCCAGGACUCGUUUGAGUUGGUGUUGAUCACUCGUGUGGGUUUAGUUCUGUCUCUGGUCUGUUUGUUUCUCUGUAUCUUGACGUUCAAGUUCUGCCGCUCCAUUAAAGGAACCCGGACCAGCAUCCACCUCCAUCUGAGCAUCUGUCUCUUCAUCGCAGACCUCGUCUUCCUCUGUGGGAUCUCCAGCACCCAGAAUAAAGUAGGGUGUGGGAUUGUGGCCGGUCUGCUUCAUUUCUUCUUCUUGUCUGCGUUCUGCUGGAUGCUGCUGGAGGGGGUUCAGCUCUACAGGAUGGUUGUGCUGGUGUUUCACACCACAUUAAAACAUCUCUACAUGUGUUUGGUGGGAUACGGAGUCCCUCUCGUCAUCGUCAUCAUCUCUGCCAUCUCCUUCUCAAAGGGAUACGGCACCGAUAGACACUGUUGGCUUUCUCUUGACGGUUCUUUCAUAUGGAGCUUCUUUGCGCCAGUCUGCAUCAUCGUCAUCCUUAACAGCUUUGUCUUCAUCAUCACAGUCUGGAAACUGGCUGAAAAGUUUGCCAGCCUCAAUCCAGACCUCUCCAAACUCCGCAACAUCAGGGGGUUUACGGUGACCGCCGUGGCUCAGAUGUGUGUUCUUGGAGGGAUGUGGGUUUUCGGCUGCUUCCUCUUCCAGGAAGAAGGAACUCAAGUUGCGUUGUACCUCUUCACCAUCUUAAACAGCCUCCAGGGGGCGCUCAUCUUCUUCAUGCACUGCCUCCUGUCCAAACCGGUCAGAGAAGAGUACUGCAAGCUGAUUACUAGGAUCUGCUCACGGAAGGAGAAGAAAUAUUCAGAAUUCAGCACCAAUCAGUCCAGCAACAGUCAGCAACCUCUACGGAGCAAUCAGACCACAGGAGAGUCCAAGAUAUAGAGCGGCGGUCAGUCCUGGAGGAUCCUUCUAGAUGUUUGACCUUUACAGAUGUCUUACAGAGCUUUUAUCCUGCGGCACAAGGGACUCCUCGCCAUCGAAGGAUCUGCGACUGCUUUCUUUCUCUCUGUUAAGCAAGAAUUUCAGGUCUCGACUCAUCACACGACCUAGAUGCAAAGCAUAUUGGCUAAAACAGAUCAAUCAAUUACAGCUGUAGUGCCGUUUUCUUUGUUUAAUGGACUUUGGAGGCACUUCGGCUGUUCUUUAUCGUGCCUUUAGGUGGAAAACGUCUUAUAUUACAUGUAAAAGGCAGCUUUUAUUUGCUUAUAUGUGAAAAUGUUGUGAAGAUAUCUGAAGAACUCACCUCCGAUCUGCCUUACGAAAGAGGUUGUGUUCUCUGAAGCCUUUUAGUCGAUUAUCAAUCACAAAACAUUGUGUUUUUAUAAUCUGCACUUACAUGCCACUUUACGUCUUUAAGCUGUUUGGAAAGAGAUGAGAGGUACUUGAUUCAUAAAGAUAUUUUAAUCGUGCCAGCCACAGAGCAGGUGACAAAUACAGCGUAACAAAUGAAAAUACCGUUCCUGAUACUAUAAUAUCACAGAGAGAUAAACAGAUUUAGCAUUUGUCCAAUUAGUUUUCACAGAUGGAUGCAAAUAAACAGCGAAAUGCACCUUUAGAUUGAUCUUCCUGAAACCCUGAGUAUACUUUGGUUUUUACACAAAAAGCUUUGAGGGAGAACAGAACCAAUUGCAUUGCAAAAUGAUUCAGUGUUUAGAAGCGCAAGAAACAGCUGGUCAGUACAGCGUAAACGCAACGGAAACCCAGGCCAAACAAACAUUGCAAAGACAAAUGAGAUUAACCAAUCACCUAAUAAACAAAACCAAUAAAAGAUGAUAAACUGCUAUUUUUCCUUGCAAUUUCAUAAACGUCAUAGACACAAGUUCAGUGGCUCUGAAUCGGAAACCACCGAAAUGUCUAAAUAUUUAGAUGUGAAAUCAUGUAACUCUGGCAGUCUGGUACUCGCUCUGAACCGCUGUGUCCAAACAAAUGAACAAAACGUUUCAAUAAUUUAUUGAGCAGUAUUUCUAAAGAGGCCAUAAAAACUCUUCUUCAGAGAAGAUUCACACAAUCUUCUGCGUUCAGUUUUAAAGAGUAUACACAAGUUUUUUGGUCAUCUGGGGCCUCAUUUAUAAAGCGUGUGUACGCUCCCAUUUGACCGUAGAGUGCUGUACGCUUAAAUCCCUAAAUCAUAUUUAUGAAAAACCUUUUUUCUCAGAACGAAAGCAUAGUUCGGGCUUUAGUUUUGAGAACAAUGUGAUUUUGUAAGAAGACAAAUCGAAUGCAAACGUUUUAAACUCCUUGCUUCUGCGAUGCAUUUGUUCUGACUAUCUCUCUAUUGUAUGUGUAAUGAAAUAUGAUAAGACACAAAUGUUUUAUUUUACACAUAGGUUUUGUAUCUUUUGUAGAAAAGGUUUUUUGCUGUUACUUUUGUACUUGAAAUAAGGGUAAAUUUUGGCCCUGAUGUGGUACUGCUAUGUUUUUCAACAAAUAUUAAAUUACUGCUAAGAGAA